UACAUAUACAGCGCCACCCUCCCUCUUCCCUCUCUACAUCUCCCUCCUCGCUCGUAGUAACUCGAGUCCUGCUCCCUGCACGGUCCUCCCAUUACCACGAGCGAGCGCGUGUCAUCUCAUACGGGCGCGCGGGGGUACGUGGUGCUCUCUGCGCGCGCAUGGCGGCGAGCGAGCAGAGCUCCGAGUCCUCGUCCACGUCCUACGCUUCCUCCUACUCCACGUCCUCGUGCUCGCCCAGGGCCGACGCCAAGAAGCGGCAGGACGGCGGCAACAAGCGGAAGCGCGCGGCGGCGGCGGGCGAGGAGGAGGAGGAGGCGGCCCCGGCGGCGGCGGCGGCGUCGUCGUCGUACCGCGGCGUGCGGAUGCGGGCGUGGGGCAAGUGGGUGUCGGAGAUCAGGGAGCCGCGCAAGAAGUCCCGCAUCUGGCUCGGCACCUUCCCGUGCCCGGAGAUGGCCGCGCGCGCCCACGACGCCGCCGCGCUCAGCAUCAAGGGCGCCCGCGCCGUGCUCAACUUCCCGGACCUCGCGCCCGCGCUGCCCCGCCCGGCCUCCCUCGCCCCGUGCGACGUCCAGGCCGCCGCCGCGCGCGCCGCCCUCAUGCACGACCACGACCACCAGUGCUGCUCCGCCUCAACCUCAACCUCCCCCACCGCGGCGCCGGCCUCCGCGUGCGGCAAUGCGCCGGCGCCAAGCGACCAGCCGGCCGCGCGGGACGAGCCGGAGCAUGAGCCGGAGCCGUUCCAGCCGAGCCAGGGAAGCGAGCAGCAGCUCACGGCCGCGCAGGUGGAGAUGGUGUUCGACGAGCUGGCGCCGCUGUGGGUGGAGGACGUGGUGGACUUCGCGCCGUCCGAUCACUGCUGGACGGCGUACGAUUGUCUCGACCCCCUCGGCUACCAACCUCUCCUGUGGGAGUAUUAAUUAGGCUUGCUGUAAAACACCCGCCCCUUGAUUUCCUCUCUUCUUCUUCUUUUCUUGGUUUUGUGUGGCUUUCUAGUGCUACUUAAAAUGAAGCACAUUUUUCGCUUUUUCAUUUGGUUUGCGCACGUUCGGGUCGGUUGGGACUACUUGUAAGUUUGAGAUGUUUGUGACCAAUUUAGCUUAGAUGUGAGUUGAGUUUGAACAUAAGAAUCUAAUGUACAUGUCAAAAUAAAAUAAAAUUACGCGGGCUUUAGGUUACCGCAAAAUUACGUGUUU
This is a messenger RNA of Triticum dicoccoides, 1193 nucleotides long. RefSeq names its product ethylene-responsive transcription factor TINY-like. Gene Ontology annotation, biological process: regulation of DNA-templated transcription. The record is from RefSeq and is a predicted model, not a curated record. The transcript has a single exon. Bases 159 to 917 code for a protein of 252 amino acids. Gene Ontology annotation, molecular function: DNA binding; DNA-binding transcription factor activity. NCBI's taxonomy places the organism in Eukaryota, Viridiplantae, Streptophyta, Magnoliopsida, Poales, Poaceae.